AUGCCUCCACGCGCCUGCCUGCCUGCCUGCCUUCCUUCGCCUCCCACGCGCUACCGGAAUGUCCCAAGCGCCGCCAUCUUGGUCCAACCUCGAAAGAGGCACGGCCGGAAACGCUGGCAGCGCACUUCCGGUUCCUUCCUCAAUAGAGAUCCGAGCGUUGAGCCAAGGAAUGACAUCGUCCUCUUUCCCACCGCUAGGGGGAGCCGGAUCUGCGCAUGCGCUCUCUUUGUGGCGCCCACCCUCCUGCCAGCCUGCCGCCCGCACCUGCCGCCCGAAGGGAAGGUGCCUCCCUGCAUUGGGUCCUGUCACUUCACAUCCGGAUCCGGACGGGCGCCGGGGAGCCUUGAUGUGACACCGCGGAAGGGAGAGCGAGUCAGGCGGGGGGAGCGCAUGCCCCAGGCCCAGCGCUGUCCCCUCGGCACCCGUCAGGCAGGCACCAUGCGCGGCCCUCAUCCACAUCACUCCCAGGAGCAGCCUGCGCUUCAGUCACUGGACACUCAUCCAGUGGACCCGAAUGGAUGCCUCCUUCUCUGCAAACGGCUGCGUCCGGCCGGGGUCGUGGGGACCGAGCGGGGCUUGCCUGCUCCCUGGAGAGGGAGGCCAAUGAGGCCCUGGCCGCUCCUCCUCCUGCUGUGCCUCCCCCCGCUGGACUCCAGGACCCACCUCCAGGACCCGCCGGGCCCCCAGAAUGGCUCCGCCCCCAGCGCGGCCCCCGCCGAGACCCCCAGCCCCCCUCCGGCCACCUCCAGUGAAGCCCCCUCCCUCUCCCUCAACCUGGGCCUCAACUUCAAGUUCAAGGUCCGUAGCCAGGGAAAGGCUCGGGCGGGAGAGGGCAGCGGCAGUGGCAGCAGCGGGACCCCCAGCGCCAAGCCAAGGCUGGCCCCCACCCGGACCCCCGGCCAGGCUAAGACCCUGUGGCCUGAGGCCGUGGCCGGGUCGGGAUGGCCAGGUCCUGGAGCCGUCUCCGAGGACCCCCCUCCUCCUCCUCCGCCUUCCUCGGGGUCCGUCCUCUGGCCCUGGGGCUCCCCCACUCUCCGGCCCCCUUUGCCCCUUUGGCCGAAGCUGACCGAGAGAGGCUUGACCAUCCCGCUCAGUGGGGAAGGGGCCGCGGACAAGGAGGACGAGGGCAAGGAGCUGGAGUUCAAGAUCGACAUUGACCUGACGGCCGGGCUGGGCAAAGACGGGACCUCCAACGGGAGCAGCAGCAACGGCAGCAACAACGGCGGGAGGAGGUUCCCCAUCUUCCCCGGGUUCAGCCUCGGCAUUUCGGAGAUCGCCAGCAAACUGGGGGCUCCUGGUCUCUUUGGAGCCCCACUACCCUCCCAGGUGUGGGAGCCCCCCGAGUGGAACGGCACAGGAGGCGGGGAAUCCCCACCGACCCCCGAAUGGAUCCUGGGACCAGGGCUGGCGUCCAGCAUCCCGGGAUCCGAGGGGUCCUUUGCAGCAGCCCUACCCGGCUGCCUCCCUGGUGACCGCCCUGCGGACUGUGGGUCCCCGCUGCCGGCCCUCUCCUCUUCCUCCUGGCUGCUCCAGCCGUCGGUCCCACUCUUCGUGCCGCUGCAUUCGGACUGGAACUCAGCGCAGGCGGCGUGGGGCCCAGCCUGGGAGGCCCACGUCUUUGGGGCUGGCUCCCUCUUUGCCCUGAUGGCCUUGCUCUCGCUGCUGGCCUUGCUGGCCCUGCCCUGCCGCUGCCCGGCCUCUUGCAAGCUCCUGGCCCUGCUCCACCUGCUGCUGACCGCUGCUGGCGCAGCCAGGGCCUUGCUCCUCUUUGGUGAGGCCUGCGGGCAGCUGGAGCUCCUGCCGGACAUCGCCGUGCGGCUGCUUCACGACCUGGCCCUUCCGUGCCUGACCUCUGCCCUGGCCACAGCCCUCCUGCUGCUCUCCCGCCGCUCCCAGGCCAAUUCCUCCUCGGCUCGGGCCGCUCACCGCCUCCGACACCCAUGCCUCCUGGCCGGCCUGAUGCUGCUCCACUUCUCUGUGGCCACGGGGGCCGUUUUGGCCGCUGACCUGCUCCAGCAGUUCUCCUUCCUGCUCCUGGCGUCCAGGGGCCUCUUUGCCCUCCUGGCCGCCAUCCUCUCCUGCGCCCUGCUGGUCUUCCUCUGCGUGGCCAGAGUGGACAAGACCCAAGCCUACGACCUCAAGGCCACCUCGUGUCCCCAGUGUCCCUUCGGUGAUGUCCGGCGGUGGAAACGAGCGGCCAGAGUGGCCGUUCUGUCUGCCUUCUUUGGCCUCCUGACCACCGGCUUGCACUCCUACGCCAUUCUGCAUGCGCUGGGCUUUGGCCUGAACUCCGAGCUCUUCAGCCCCUGGCCUUGGUGGGCCUUGCAGCUGGCCGGACGCCUCUGUGAGGCCGGAAUGGGUCUGCCCUUGGCCUGCUUGGGCCUGUGUCCACUCUUCUGCUCGGCCUCCGAACCUUGGUGCCGCUGCUGCCGCUGCUGUUGCAGGGACCGCUCUCCGGACCACGGCGGAGCCAAAGCAGCCAAGGCCCAGCUACUGCCCAACAACUUCCAGUGGUCACUCUCCCAACACGAGAAGCUGGUCAUCUGCGACACCGUCAUCGCCCGCAGCGAGUCGGACUACCUGCCGCUCUACACAGUGUCUGAUGCCACUCCGGACACCAGCCUCGACCCCACGGUCGACUUCCGCCCUCCGUCGCCCAUUGACCUCCGGCGGAGCAUCGACGAAGCCUUGUGCGGCGAGGGCUUCUUCCCGGAGGGGGGUCCGCUCUACGCCCCCAGCACCUUCUCCCUCUGCUUGACCUCCAUGGGCAGCGGCCCCUCCCGGGUGUCCUCCUGCCUGGAGCUGGAGCCUUCCACCACAACCGUGGCUGCAGGGGGCUCCUCGGUGACCCUCAGUGUGCCGGACACUCCGAUGUCCUCCCCAGGGCCCUGGAGGGGGGCCAGCACCGCCUCCAUUGCCAGCAGCAGCGGCAAUGGGUCUCCUUGCAAGCACUGCUCCACCGCCGAGGAGGAAGACCCCUCCUCCUCCUUGCCCGUGGCCCCCGACCCAUCUAACGAGGAGAGCCCCCCACGGUCCCCCCCUCCGCCCGGCCGGCAGUUCUGGGUGCUGACCCCUGUCUCCCAGCACUCUCUGGCAUCCAUGGCGGAGGGUCAGCCGGCGGUGGACACGGCCCUCCUGCAGAAGGAGUUCAUGGCCGUCUGCCGCCAGAUCGACACCCUCAGCGUCAGCAGUGAGACCAUCGACUUGUAGCCCCGAAUGGACCCCGGGGACCCCCGUUUUCCCGCAUCCUCCUCUUCCAGGCAUGUGCAAUCGUGACUUCUGGGAGGGGACAUUGACUUGCUCCCUUGUGGGUCUCCCGGGCUGGACCAUCGGAGGAUGGACAUCUUUGGUGGCAGAUUGCAGAGGACCAUCAUAUCAGCAUGUUGGGAGGGUCACCAAAGGUCAUGCAGUCCAACUCUCUUCCCAAAGGCCGUGCAGUCCUGAUUCUGGGAGGGGACAUUGACUUGCUCCCUUGUGGGUCUCCCGGGCUGGACCAUCGGGGGAUGGACAUCUUUGGUGGCAGAUUGCAGAGGACCAUCAUAUCGGCAUGUUGGGAGGGUCACCAAAGGUCAUACAGUCCAACUCUCUUCCCAAAGGCCGUGCAGUCCUGAUUCCCAAAGGUCCUGAUUCCCAACAGGGUUGGAGAUGCUCUCCUUCAUGGCCUCAUGGGACACCAUUGAAUCAUGGGCUCUGAAGGGUCACCCAAGGCCAUCUAGUCCAUCCUGUGCAAUCUUGGGACUGCUGCCUCUUGGUCCUGUGGAACAAUGCCCAGCCCCACUGUGGUCUGGACCUUUGAGGAGUACAGAUGUUCCUGACUUUGCAACAACCUUUCUGCAGGAACAUGGGAUUUGCUUAUUUGAUAGGUUGGUGGGCCAUUUGACGGCAAAGAAAACCAUAGAAUGACCAGAUUGGAAGAGGCACCAAAGGCCAUCUAGUCCAACCUCCUUCCAGGCAUGUGCAAUCUCAGUGUUGGGCUGUUGGAGGCAUUGACCUUUUAGCAAUCCACGAGGUUCUACUUUUUGAUGCAUUGGUGAGGGAUGUGGUGGCAGAGAAGACCAUUGAAACAGAGACUGAGAAGGGACACCAAAGGCCAUCUAGUCCAUCUUGUGCAAUCUUGGAGCUCCAUGGAGCAAUGCUCAACCACCUUUGGGCCAUUAAGAGGCAUAAGGACCUCCACUUUGUGUGGACCUCUUUUGCAGAGUCGUGGGGUUCUGACCAUCGAAUCAUGGAGUCAGAAGGGACACCAAAGGCUAUCUAGUCCAUCUUGUGCAAUCUUGGGGCUCCAUGGAGCAAUGCUCAACCGCCCUUGGGCCAUUAAGAGGCAUAAGGACUCCCACUUUGUCUGGACC
Anolis sagrei ordinatus is the source of this 4349-nucleotide messenger RNA. NCBI's taxonomy places the organism in Eukaryota, Metazoa, Chordata, Lepidosauria, Squamata, Anolidae. The record is from RefSeq and is a predicted model, not a curated record.